GAGGCGGCCAUGACGAUGUGCUGGGUCGGUGUGUGCGUGUGAGGCGAAGAGGAGUUUGUGGCUGUCUUUCUCUAAAUGGUGGUUUUCUUUCUGAUGGUUUUACAUCAUCUGCCAAUUGAAGGAUAAAGGCAUUGAUGAAAGAAGAGAGAAGACAGUUUUUAAAAGAAUUUGUGUCCCUAUUGUGAUGUAGACUGGGAAUAUGACAGAAAACCAAGAUUCAGAGGGAGAGAUACAUCCUCUGAAAAAUGAUGAGGUCAGAAACCAAGACACGAAUGACAUUUCUAACAGGCACAAAGGAACCAAAAUCAAGAAAUUUACCAAGUUUGGACAGCUUUCCCAUUGGAGAACUGCUGCUUUCUUUGUAGCAUUAUUUUUAUGUCUGAUUGUGGUGUUUGCAUUUUCCUUCAUAAUUCCCUGUCCAGUGAGGCCUGUAUCACAGAGGGCCUGGAACAAAACAUUUGAAAAUGCAGUGAGUUACCCUUUUUUCACUCUGUGGGAUAUGAACAGAGACAAAGUUAGUGAUGUGGUAUUUGCGUUGAAGUACUCCAAUAACACUAUAGUUAAUGGAUCAUGUGCAGCUGAGGGCCUUACAUUUCCCUGUGCCCAUGUUAUGGUGCUGUCAGGAACAAAUGGCAAUCUUCUAUGGCAGCGAGCUUUAGCAGAGGAUGUUCAGCAUGUGCAGUGUGGAAUUGAAAAUCUCAGCGGUAUGGAGACUUCAGGAUGCCUCAUCAUUGGAACCCCUUACCUCCUCACUGCAAUCAGUUCUUCAGGAGAUACGCUGUGGAUACUUAAUGCUAGUUUUGCAGUGAAUCUUUCUGUGAUUGAACCUGCAUUGAUACUUCCAGAUCUAGAUGGUGAUGGAGUUGAAGACCUUUUGAUCUUUUUUACAUCUAAUCAGGUUAGCUCUGUCAGCAAGUUGAUUUUGCGACUGUUGUCUGGAAAGAGUGGAGAUCCCAUUGGUCAAGAGGUGUACCACAACGUUACUGAAAACUUUGAACCUUUAAGCCCAUUGAUUCAUAUUACCAACACUGGUGCCUACUACGUUCUCUUUAUUGAAGGAACUGUACAAGGAGUGGCACUGAAAGAUAUUUAUUUGCAAGCAACUGGAAUGUUGCAGACAGCAGACAAAUUAAAUGCAGAUGUUCUCAAAUCAGAUUCUGAGUGGGAGAAAAAGACUGAUCCAGUGUUGAAAAAAAUUCAAAUCCAUAAUUCCAGAACAGCUAAAUAUCUUCAGGUGGUCCAUGCACAAGGAGAGAAGGCUGGAAAACUGUUAAUCAGUACGGAGGACACAGUUGAGCUUUUGGAUGGUCAAAACCUGCAGACAUAUUGGCUCCAUAAUAUAUCUCACCUUCAAGGAGCGCCAGUGUCUGGUUACUUCAACGCUGAUGAUGUUUUUGAUUUCCUAAUUGAAGACUUCAUUGAAAAGAACAGAAAGAAGAUUACUAUUGUGGAUGGUAAAACUGGCAAGAUUCUAUGGGAAGAGGAUUUAAUAUGCAGUAAAGACUGUCCCAAACCAUCUUCUAUCAACACUGUAUCCCGAACAUCUUUCCUUUUCUGGGGUGAACUUCCAACACAUACCAAUGGCUCUGUGCCAGAAGAUUUAACUGAGAAUAGACAUUAUCUCUACAUGGUUCAUCCAUCACAUCCAUAUGUAAUGCUGGAGCUAAAAAACACCACUGAAAAUGUGCUUUCCUUUACUACCGCCUUAUUUGAAUCAAGUAGACAUGCUUGCAAUGUCCUGCUGUUAGGGCAGCCUGUAGGAAGCAAAGAAGGACCAUUGACGAUCAUGAAACAAAAACUCAAAGAAAGCAUCCAUUCCAGCACUGUCAGACGUCUAAACAAGGGGCACAAUGUCUUCAGUGAUGCUGAAAUCAAGGACUACUACUAUAGAAUAAGAUACAGGAACUAAUGGUAAAUGAAAAACAAAUCAAUGAAGAAAUGCCCUGCUGUCUCGUUGCUAGAUAUAUUUAUGUACGUUUUUUUUAUCUUGCUGGCAAUUAAACAUUUGCCUGCAAGAUAUUAUGUACUUCUAAGAUCCAUUCAUAAUGAAGCCUUCUGGUUUCAGAGUUUCAUUUGAUAUUUCACUUUCAAAGGUGAAAGUCAAAAUUAAAUCCUAAAACAAGGUUGUAAUUCAUAAGCAAUUCAGGUAACUGUAAUGCCGGUACUCAGUGAUGUGUUUCAUCAGCUUACUUUCUUAAGAAAAUUCUUUGGGGGGGGGGAUGUGCAUGUUAUGACAAGGCCUUCCUUAAGUAUCCUCGAACUGAAUGGCUUGCUAGGCCAUAUAAAAGGGCAGGGAAGUGCCAGCUACAUUGCGGUCAGUCUGAUGUCACCAAAAGAAAGGCCAUUAGGCAGAUGCAGUGGUAUAACAGUAAUGUCACUGGAGCAGUCACUUCAGAUUAAUGUUCUGAUGACAUAGGUCCAAAUCCCUCCAGAAAGUGAAAUUUCAAUUCAAUAAAAAUCUGGAAUAAAAAGCUAGCCUAAUAGUGGCCACGUAACCACUGUCAAUUAUUAUUAAAAUCCAUGUCAUAUGCUGUUGCCCUUUAGAGGUGGACAUCUGCUGUGCUUGCGUACGUCUGACUCCAGACCCAUAGCAAUAUGGUUGACUCUUAAAUUCCCUAUGAGUAGUUAGGGAUGGGCAGUAAACCUAGGCUUAGCCCAUGACACCCAUGUCCCUUGGAUGAAUAGAGAGGUUUUUUUCUGAGAAUCAAUUAUUGCUAAAAAUGUUUGUGUACUGAUUCGCAUAAAUAUAGGGAAAAAAUGACCAUAUCCUACAAUAGUGCAACUUUAAAAGGCUGACUACUGUUUUUUUUUGUAUAUUCUCAGGUCUAUUUAAAAAUGCAGGUACUAAUUAUGAUAUUGGAACCUGAGUGUAAUACUUUAAUUAGUGCAUCAGCAAGAGUCUGGGCAUUCUUUGGCUAUAGUGGAAUCCAUGAAUGGUACCUUAGAGUCAGUCUAAAGUGUUUUUCAUACAGGGACGACACAUUGAGUACUCCUGUCCUAAGAAUGAAUAAGUUACUUAUUAAUGGGCUGCCAAAUUACAUGCAUCCAUUCCAGUACAUGCCUCAUCACUGUGCUCAACAGGCUUUUGGCAAGUUCCUCAACUGUGUCCGUUUCCCACUUCUUGCCUUUCUGUUCUCAGCUCUUCCUCUCCUUCCAACAAAGACAGCAUUCCCCUUGUCCUCAUUUUCAAUUAUACCAGCUUUUGCAUCAAAAAAAAAUCCCAGCCCCUCUCGUUUCUGCUAUCUCCAGCACAAUGAUCCACAAUCAUGGCAUUUGGUCAUGUCGUCACAGGCAGUGCAAAGCCUUUUAUUCACACCUUCUCUCACUCCAAUUAAUGCCCAAGCCCUCCUUUCAGGGGAAGCAACAGCUUUCUUGUUUCACUCAGUUCAGACAACUGCAUUUGCUUGUCACAGUGCAGUUCACAAUGGUAGGAGUAAUCUCCAACUGCACUGAUGACUUUGCAGAGCACUUGUUCCUUAAACGUGAUCCUGAGCUUCCAUAAUGGAUGCUGACCAUUUAUUUCACCAUUUGCUCCACACAAAUUUGUCCUUGGCCUGCUUCAGUGACGCAGUGAAACUUGGUAGAACCUCAAGGGACAGCACCUCAUUCUCCAUUUAGGAACUUCUGCACAUAACAUUGAGUUCUGUGAUUUCAGACUGUUAUCUUUGAUUCUAUUCUUCAGCUACGUGUCACAGAGCCAAAGAGAUGCACAGCACUGAAAUAGACCGUUCAGCCCAACUCGUCCAUGCCGAACAGAUAUCCUAACCUAAUCUAGUUCCAUUUGCCAGCACUUGACCCAAAUCCCUGUAAACCCUUCCUAUCCAUAUACCCAUCCAGAUGCCUUUUAAUUGUUGUAUUGUCCCAGCCUCCACCACUUCCUCUGGCAGCUCAUUCCAUACAUGCACCACCUUCUGUGUGAAAAGUUGCCCCUUAGGUCCUUUUAAUAUCUUUCCCUUCUCACCCUAAACCUAUGCCCUCUAGUUCUGGACUUCCCCACCCCAGGGAAAUGACCUUAACUAUUUACCCUAUCCAUACCGCUCAUGGUUUUAUAAACCUCUAUCAGGUCACCCCUCAGCUUUCGAUGCUCCAGGGAAAACAGCACCAGCCUAUACAGCGCCUCUCUAUAGCUCAAACCCUCCAACCCUGACAACAUCCUUGUCAGUGUGUUCAUGUUAUUGUUUACAAACAGAGCUAUCCAUUAUUCUGGCAUUUAAACUCACUUUGGACAACUUUUUUUUUGGUGCCUUCAUAUCAUUUCCUGUGCCUUUUGCUCCACCGCAUCUUUGGUAUUUAAUCUUUCCCAGCCUCGACUCUAUGCCAGUCCUUCCCUUUUGAUCUUCCAUCUCCUUUCAAUGGCAUAAAUCCCAUCACACUUCUACUUGCUGUCAGUUCUAAAGGAUGCUCCUAUUCACCUCAAAGCAGUAACUCUGUUUCUGUGUCCACAGAUGUUUCUGGGCCUACCAAGUAUUUCUAGCAUUUACUUAUCUUAUUUCAAAUUUCCAGUGUUUCUUUGGUUUUUUGCUUGAUGGGAAUUUGAUCAAUUGUUUUUCUUUCACAAUCCUGACUGCCAAAUGCUGGGAGCCAAAAAUUUAUUCCAAAAGAGUUGCAAAGUUUACAAAUGUAGCUCUUUGUUAAAAUAGGAAUACCUUGUAUGUUUCUUUGGGAAACCUAGAAUGGGCAUUGGUAGAAAUUGUGAAGUCUGUUGCAGCAACUACAGUAGCGCCUCAACUUACGAACUUAAUCCGUUCCGGGACCCAGUUCGCGAACCGAAAAGUUUGCGAACUGAAUCAAUUUUUCCCAUUUGAAUUAAUAUAAUUCCAAUUGAUCCGUUUCACCAUGUCGUACUGCUGAGCGAGAUCAGAAACGCGAGCACCAUUCUCGUGUUCAGCUAUUAUUUCCUUCGUUUCCACAGUAAUACGUUUAGGCUUCUUAACACCACUAUCACUACCACUUUUCACUUUCUGGGAGCCAGAAUGAGGGCUAAUUUAAUGCAAAAAAACAAAAAAAAGCGUAAAAAUGCUUGGACGUAGCAAUGAACAAUGUUCACAGCGCACGUGCCAAAGACAAACUGAAUGAGAUCACGCGGAGCGCAAGAGCUUUUGCGUUCGUACCUUGAAUUUCGUGCGUACUUUGAAGCAAACUUUUAUGUACAAUCCUGUUCAUAAACCGAUUUGUUCGUUAACAGGGUCGUUCAUAUGUCAAGGCGCUACUGUAUUUCCAUAGCUGUCGUACAAAUGGUUUAAAUUGGUCCUCCCUUCAAUACUGCAGUUUCUGCUGCUAUGCUGGUGGGAAAGCAUAUAUCAUUUAAUCUCCAUAUGUGAAUUAUACCAGGCAUAACUGAUUAAACAAAUAUGCUGGCAUAAUUUAGUGAUGGCUAAUACGAAGAUGGAUUAGGGUAGGCUUGUUUUCUUCACUGCUUCCAUGUAUUCCCACUGCUAGACUGUUCAAAAACUGAAUUGAUUGAGUGUAAAUUAGCAGGAUCGAGGGGGAAGCCAAAAUUCCAGGGAAGUGGAAGUACCAUUGAGUUUAGCUUAAUUCUUGUGUGACAAGUGGCAGAAUUCAACUGUGGACCACUGGGGCCGCAUGACAGUAAGAAAAGAUUGCGAGUUGGAAAGGGAGGUGAGAAUUAGACCAACAGUCUGGAUGGAGAGAAGAAGGGAUUGUGGAUCUUACAAUGCGGGAGAGGGGCCCUUAAAUUGAGGCCAAUGGGUUACAGGUCAGUGGAGUCCAACACAUCACAGCAGCAAGGAAAAACUAAUUGAAAGGUUUUCUUGUGGAUCUCUCUUGAACUGUAGCGCCAGCUAUUUUGAUCUCCAGUAAGCUGUGGGGUUUUUUUUAACUCCAGGAACCUUGAUCAGCAAAGUCUUUACUAAAUUAAUCCAAAUUUGCAGUGCAACCCUAAUGUAAGUAUUAGAGUUCUCAACUCUCCAAGACUGCUCAGAACUGACAGUUGUAGAAGCUGCAGGUUGAAAUCACAGCUUGCAACUUCUCAAUUUUAAUAUUGCCCUGAAUCAAGAUGGUAGCUGGUAUAUAGAGGCAUUUUUAAAAAAAACUAUACUUAUUCCCUUUGGCUGUUGGAAUUGAAACAUUAAAUAGAUCUUGUGCUAAUUAGAGUGUCUUUAACUGUUUGUUACCACAUUGCAAUGUGGUUUUGCAGUACAUAAGAAUGAAUGUAAAAUAAAUGAAACUACAAUAUCUUUUUUUUGUGUGUGUACGCUGCACUGGAGAGAGCUCACAAUGCACGAAUACUUUAACUAAAGGCCUUGUUUUAUGAAGCUGUGCCAGAAUAUUUGCCAUGUGCCAAUUUUGAUCCGUUAACCAGAAUUCUAUCGAAAUAUUUCAGGAAAACGUGCUGUUAGAUAAAAUGUUGCAAUUUAUCUUGUACUUGUAUGAUAAAUAUUUACGGUCAGUUUGAAUUAUCCAAACCAAUGAUUUCUUAAAAUAAUUAAAUUUGAUCAUCCCAAACUUGAAAAAUAAUUG
This is a messenger RNA of Hemiscyllium ocellatum (epaulette shark), 6480 nucleotides long. It is a transcript of the gene fam234a, whose product is annotated as family with sequence similarity 234 member A. Lineage: Eukaryota; Metazoa; Chordata; Chondrichthyes; Orectolobiformes; Hemiscylliidae. The record is from RefSeq and is a predicted model, not a curated record. The transcript is spliced from 12 exons. Bases 200 to 1909 code for a protein of 569 amino acids.